AUGGGUAAAGCCGAGCCUAAUGAGCACUCUGAUUUUCCGGUGAGGCAAACGGAGCAAGAACAUGACUGUAAGGAAUCGGAAUCAGAGCCAGGAGCCUCUCUGACACUGCAUUGUCCGGCGGUAUUGCCCUUUCCAUGCAAAGAGAGGGGUCUUGAUCAGCUUGUCCAUAUUAGCAUUGGGCCGGUCUUCAUGCCCUGCUGGCCAAUGUUCAGCUCUGGCCGCCAGGGAGCAAUUCUAGCAGCUCUUAUUUCUGGUCUCAACAUAAUAAAAAUGCUUCUUUUGGGACUAGGAUUAUGGAAGGAUGAUGCGACUGUCAAGUCUAUGAGCCGAUUUGGAGACCACAGGGAGCUUCUCAAGGGACCGUUGUACUAUGCCUUUACAAUCACUUUGGCUUGUGCUGUAUAUUGGAGAUAUUCUCCUAUUGCAAUUGGACUAAUUUGCAACCUUUAUGCUGGUGAUGGUAUAGCUGACAUUGUUGGCAGGAGGUUUGGAAAACAGUAACUCCCGUACAAUAAAAACAAAUCAUUUGCUGGUAGUAUUGCGAUGGCGGCUGCUGGUUUCUUAGCAUCCAUUGGAUACUUGCACCAUUUCUCCUUGUUUGGGUAUAUUCAGGAGAGCUCCCACACGGUUUUCGGCUUCUUGUUUGUGUCGCUUGCUGCAGCACUACUGGUAGAAUCCCAUCCUAUAAGCACCGAACUUGAUGACAACUUAACGGUUCCCUUAACCUCAGUGCUGGUGGGCAGUCUUGUUCUGUGAUAUCGGACUGUAUCCUUAUAUGGAUGGACCGUCAAACUUACAAAUGCUAACUGAAAAUGGAAAUUUUGUUAGUCUUAACCCAGGAUUGUGUAUCAGUAGUCCUGGUCAAUGUACAAGCCACUGCAUUACACAAUCUUGUUACUUUCUGUUGUUGUAGUACUUAUUAAAAAACGCAGAGAAAGUAUAGCAAGUGUGUUUUCUUAUGAAA
This is a messenger RNA of Nicotiana tabacum (common tobacco), 964 nucleotides long. Lineage: Eukaryota; Viridiplantae; Streptophyta; Magnoliopsida; Solanales; Solanaceae. The record is from RefSeq and is a predicted model, not a curated record.